Cordyceps fumosorosea ARSEF 2679 is the source of this 249-nucleotide messenger RNA. RefSeq names its product Ribosomal protein S27e. Gene Ontology annotation, cellular component: cytosolic small ribosomal subunit; ribosome. Gene Ontology annotation, biological process: translation; ribosomal small subunit assembly. Bases 1 to 249 code for a protein of 82 amino acids. The record is from RefSeq and is a predicted model, not a curated record. Gene Ontology annotation, molecular function: structural constituent of ribosome; RNA binding. The transcript is spliced from 3 exons. Lineage: Eukaryota; Fungi; Ascomycota; Sordariomycetes; Hypocreales; Cordycipitaceae.
AUGGUUCUCGCCGUUGAUCUUCUGAACCCCUCCGCGGCCACCGAGGCCAAGAAGCACAAGCUCAAGACUCUGGUCCCCGCCCCCCGAUCCUUCUUCAUGGACGUCAAGUGCCCCGGCUGCUUCGUCAUCACCACCGUCUUCUCCCACGCUCAGACCGUCGUCAUCUGCCAGGGCUGCACCACCGUCCUGUGCCAGCCUACCGGUGGCAAGGCCAGACUCACCGAGGGCUGCUCUUUCCGAAGAAAGUAA